This is a messenger RNA of Alosa alosa (allis shad), 2390 nucleotides long. RefSeq names its product nephronectin-like. The record is from RefSeq and is a predicted model, not a curated record. The transcript is spliced from 12 exons. Lineage: Eukaryota; Metazoa; Chordata; Actinopteri; Clupeiformes; Clupeidae. Gene Ontology annotation, molecular function: calcium ion binding. Gene Ontology annotation, cellular component: membrane. Bases 217 to 2037 code for a protein of 606 amino acids.
CCGACAGCACGAACACUGAUAUCCGUCACCCAUUUCAUUUGUGGUCAGAUCUAGGAAUACCUGUCCCCCACAGCCCCUCCUCUCCUUCGGUCUCUCUCGUAGCUUGCUCACUCACACACACCAAACACACACACACACUUGCAAAGAGAGAGAGAGCGCAGCAGGGUCGGCUUACAGUUCUCAAGUACUGCGUGACAGCGGACCCAGAGCGCGAGAAUGGAGUUUUGGCUGAAGCUCGCGCUCUGUUGCACUGUCGGUCUCGUAGGAGGUGUUGAUUUUGACAAUAGGUUACCGAGGCCACUGGAGCUGACCAAUGGGCUAUGCUGGUUUGGCUCCAAAGUGGACUGCUGCUGGGGUUGGAGACGAGUCAACUGGGGAGAAUGCCAACCUGUAUGUGAGUCAGGCUGUAAAUACGGUAAAUGUGUCGGGCCAGACAAGUGCGAAUGUCAACCAGGAUACACUGGCAAAACCUGCAACCAAGAUGUGAAUGAGUGUGGAUUGAAGCCAAGGCCCUGUAAGCACAGAUGUGUGAACACUCUUGGCAGCUACAAGUGCUACUGCCUCAAUGGAUACAUGAUGAUGGCUGACAACACUUGCCGAAGUCGUACGUGUGCUCUGGCUAACUGUCAGUAUGGCUGUGAGAUGAAAAAAGGAGAGGUCAGGUGUCUGUGUCCAUCGCCAGGGUUACGGCUUGGACCUGACCAAAAGACUUGUGUAGACGUUGAUGAGUGUGUGACUGGCCUGGCAACGUGUCCACGGUCCAGGCGGUGUGUUAACACAUUCGGGAGCUACCUGUGCACCUGUCACCCCGGGUUCCAGCUUCGCUAUGCCAACGGCCGAUACCAGUGUAUCAGUGACCGAUCCCUCUGCUUUGACACCCCAGGAACUAGGAAGUGCAAAUGCAAAGAAAGUGCUCAUGGGAAAGGCCUCUUCUGCAGACCAUUACUUAAGGUCACCAUACAGCCACCUAGACCAGACAAAAUGACCAUUGUCCCGCCAAUACCCGACAUCGCCACACCAACAAAGAGAACGACAACCAAAGUGGUUAAGCAACCCACAAGGAAACCAACAACAACCACCAGAAAACCAACAACCACAACUACUACCAGAAAACCAACAACAACUACAACGAAGCCAACAACUACAACUGUGACAACAACUACAUCACUUCCUACUACAACUAAAGUCACAACAAUGGACACCACAACACCUACAAGGGCUGUUAUCGAGGAUACUACUGCUAUAGCAACAGAUCCUCUGACAACUACAACCAUGACAACUGUAGCGGCAACCACAAUGGAUUUUAUAACAACUGUAGCACUGACUACCAGGCCAGCAGUAACCACGACAACUGUGGGCCCAACUCCCGUCAGAGUGUCAAAAAAGCCAACUGCAGUCCCAACUACCACUGCACCAUUAGUUACGACUACUAUUCCCAUGGAUAGCACAACUUUCAACAAUAAUAUUGUGGACACACCUAAACCUAGGGGAGAUGUGCACAUCCCUCGUAAAGAAAACCACAACAACGUGUUUGAUCUGGACCUUGACAUCGAACUGGGACUUACUGGAGAUUAUGCCAAGGACCAAGCAAGCCCUGGGUCCGUGAGCUGUUCAUUUGAUGAGGGUAUAUGUCCAUGGAUGACAGACAACGAGGGAGAUGUGCACUGGGAGUCCAGAGAGGAUCCCAGAGGUGGACGGUACCUGGCUGUGUCUGGGGCGCGGUCAGGGCGGAUCUCACGGGGCGCGCGUCUGACCGUGCCCUUUGAGUCAGUGACGGGCCCGCUCUGCCUGUCCUUCCGUAGCUACAUGGUGGGCCAUCAGGCCGGCACGCUGCAGGUGUUUGCCAAGAGGGGGCAUGGCCUCGUCACAGCGUCCUGGACCAGGACUGGUGGCCAUGGAUGGAGACUCGCCCACGUAUCCCUGCAGGGGAGGGGCCUAAAGAGCAUUGUCAUAAAGGGUGAGAAGAGGAAAGGGAGAAGAGGUGAGGUGGUUGUUGAUGACCUCAGCAUACGAAGAGGCCUGUGCAGCAGGACCUGAGUCACCCCCACCACACACCCUCUUUACACUGUCCCUAAAACAUUUCACAGACAGGAUGUUUUUAUAAUGUUUGUUGUUUUGUUUUUGCAUUGUUAUUAUUGUCCUUGUUUUGUUGUUUAUUAUUAUCGUUAAUAUUUUGGCUGCAUCAGCCAAUCAGUAAUCUGACUGUGUGCAUUCCGUCCAUGUGUACUGUAUGAAAGCAUUCAGGAUGAAAUGCACUGAGAGAAACCCAACACUAACCCAGGUUAUGCUCAUGUUUUUGCUACUAAGGGAGUGAUACUGUAGACAUCACACACACACACACACACACACACACACACAGACACACACACACACACACACACACACACACA